UUUUCCCGUUACAAUUCACUGGUCUGAUGAACAAAGUCGACGUGGACGCUAAGGUGUGGAAUGGCGGUACAACAGGUCAGUCCGGUGCCAUACGUUGGGGAAUAUCAUGGGCCUUAAGAAGUUUCGUUGACAUGCAGAUGUUGGAAAAAAUGAGAAUUGCUGGAUUGCUUUCGAGAGAUUGGCGUAGACGUGAACGUAAGAAGCCUGGACAAGAGGGUGCCAGGAGAAAGUUCACUUGGAAGAAACGUUAAUACGAAACGAAAACUCCUUCAAUAAAAACUUUUAUUAUCGUA
Molecule: messenger RNA, 293 nt
Organism: Copidosoma floridanum
Lineage: Eukaryota; Metazoa; Arthropoda; Insecta; Hymenoptera; Encyrtidae
Product: mitochondrial ribosomal protein S9
Biological process (GO): translation
Cellular component (GO): ribosome; mitochondrial small ribosomal subunit
Molecular function (GO): structural constituent of ribosome; RNA binding
Source: RefSeq, a predicted model, not a curated record